Messenger RNA from Bursaphelenchus xylophilus (pine wood nematode), 742 nucleotides. The record is from the annotation of a GenBank genome assembly. NCBI's taxonomy places the organism in Eukaryota, Metazoa, Nematoda, Chromadorea, Rhabditida, Aphelenchoididae.
AUGAACUUCAAACUGUCAGUUCUCUUGGCUUUGGCCGGACUCGUUGUGUUGAGUUUGGCCGAUGGCGAGACCAGCCCCAACUUCGAGCAGUCGUUUAACGAGGUGGAGGACAAAAAGAGUGACGCCAAGGAUGCUUUGGAGAAGCUGAAGGGUAAGACUUUUCAGCGGUUGCUUUAUGAGAGCAACUCAGAGUUAAACGCUUCAAUUUGCUUCAAAAUUUUCAUUGGUAUAUAUUCUAUACAUGCCAUAGAAUAGUACCUGCCUAUCUUAGCUUGAGCUUUUUUUAUUGAUCGUGAGAUUGGAUAUUCAGCAAUUAUACAGCACAAAAAAUUAGGAGAUACCAUGAUCUUUAGGGCCCUUUUUCUUCAUAAAAAAAUGCUUGCAAUCUCAGAAGAUACAAUAUCCUUUUAUUGUCGUCUUUCAACCCUCUUCUAUUCCAGAAAAGAAAGUCAAAAUCACCGAAAAGCUGAAGAGCGCCGUCCACCAUCUCCAGGCUCACGAACUCGCCGCCAUCAAGGAAGCCUUUCACGGGAACAACACUUCGUUGAGUGGGAUCCUCGACGAGAUCAAAGCCAAGGUGCCAUCCCUGAAGCAACACCUUUCCGAGGACCUGGACAAGGCCAAGUCCAAAUUUGAAAGCUUGAAGAGCAAACUCGAGGCUCAUGCUGACAAGUUCAAGGCCAAGGGAAAGGAAAUCUUCGACAAGGUCAAGCAAGCCCUCAAGAAGGACAGUGACGAGUAA